Molecule: messenger RNA, 1229 nt
Organism: Perognathus longimembris pacificus (Pacific pocket mouse)
Lineage: Eukaryota; Metazoa; Chordata; Mammalia; Rodentia; Heteromyidae
Gene: Mitd1
Product: microtubule interacting and trafficking domain containing 1
Exons: 7
Coding region: 65-811 (248 amino acids)
Biological process (GO): midbody abscission
Cellular component (GO): midbody
Source: RefSeq, a predicted model, not a curated record
GAAACGACCUGGGCGGUUCCAAUUUUACUUUGGGUCGGGGUGUAGCGAAUUCUUGUUCUCUGAGAUGAUGGCGAAGUCCGGGCUGGGGUCGGAUCCAGACAUGACGGCAGCAGCCACUAUGCUCAAGCGGGCCGCGGAGCUGGAAUCGGAGUCCAGGUUCCAGCAGGCGCUGGUGUGUUACCAGGAGGGGCUCGAUCUGCUCCUGCGGGUUAUGAAAGGUAUCAAAGAUAAUAAUAAGAAAUGUAAUCUCAAAGAAAAGAUUUCUCACUACAUGGAUAGAGCAGAAAAUAUAAAGAAAUACUUGGACCAAGAAAAAGAAGAUGGGAAGUAUCACAAGCAAAUUAAAAUAGAAGAGAAUGCAACAGGUUUUGGUUAUGAAUCACUUUUAAAAGAAUACCUUAAUGAGACAGUUACAGAAGUGUGGAUAGAAGAUCCUUAUAUUAGACAAACUCAUCAGCUCUAUAACUUCCUCCGAUUUUGUGAGAUCCUUACUAAGAGCUGUAAAGUAAAAACCAUUCACCUUCUUACCUCUACGGAUGCAGGCAGUAGGGCAGAGCAGGUGAGAGCCCUGGAUGAAAUAAAACAGUCACUCAGGAGUUAUGGAGUGCUGCUGGAAAUAAACUAUUCUUCUUCAAUACAUGACCGAGAAAUUAGGUUCAACAAUGGAUGGCAGAUUAAAAUUGGAAGGGGACUUGAUUAUUUUAAGAGACCACAGGGCUGUUUUUCCCUUGGAUAUUAUGAUUUUGAUUUAAGGCCAUGUCGUGAAACAACAGUGGAUAUUUUUCAUAAUAAGCACACAAAAAAGUUAUGAUGGGUAGUAGCUUAAUUCAUGUACAUUUUCACCUUAUGUGAUGACAUAUGAACUAUAUAUAGCACAUACUGGGUAAAGAAUAGAGGUUUACUUAGCCCUUGUUUCUGGGCCCUGAGAAGUCUUAAGAGCAUGGUGCUGGCAUCUCUGAGGACCUUCAUACAUCUUAACGUGUGUGGCACAAACAGACAGUAUGUUUGUCUGAGAGAGUCUGGAUCUGUGAAAGCCUGUGAGGCAGAGCCAGUCAUCUCUCAGAUGUCCACGUCUGAACACUACUGCAAUGGGGACCAAGUUUCCAACAUAGGAACUUCUGGGGACAAAUGCAAACUUUAGCAAGGAAAUAAAAUACUGGAUUCUUUUUUUUUCACUUUAAACAUUUUUAUAAUGUGUGAAUUUUAAAAUAAACUUGUAUUUCUACUAA